Solanum dulcamara is the source of this 2756-nucleotide messenger RNA. RefSeq lists its product as uncharacterized. The record is from RefSeq and is a predicted model, not a curated record. Lineage: Eukaryota; Viridiplantae; Streptophyta; Magnoliopsida; Solanales; Solanaceae. The transcript is spliced from 8 exons. Bases 594 to 1811 code for a protein of 405 amino acids.
AACUGGAAUGACGAACCGGACCCAGGGGUACUUCUUGGCUUUUGUACAGUACAAGAUGAUGAUGAUGAUCAUUAGCUAUAAAGAGUACCCACAAGAAACAGGAAAGAUGAGUUCUAUAGUUUCAUACCUUUUCUUUCACUUUUCUGUGACAAGGAAGAGAAGGGGUUUAUAGUAUAUAAAAAAAAGAAAAGAGGUGGGUUUUAUGUGCUGAUGCUGAAAUUGGGUUCCUCCAAUAGCAUGGAUAUUGGGAAAUCUUGGAAUAGUAGUAGUAGUAGUGUUGUCAGCUCCUUCCAUAGUUUUAAUUUCAGUUACUUCCAUUCAUUAACGUCAGCUGUCUUGUUUUUGUCUUUUGGGAGUUCAGUUUCAGCACCUAAAAUGGCUUUAUUUAAUUUCUCCACCAUUACACCUUCUUUUGAUGAUGAUUUAAUUCUAAAGUUUUCUCCUUUUUCAUUUUCUUGAAGAAGAAAGACUCCAGUUUAAUCACCACCACUCUCUCCUCAACUGUUUCUUUUGUUUGUUUGUAUGCUUUCUUGAUUGUUUAGUCUUGUAUCGUCAGCCCCUUUUGUUUUGUUCUCUUUUUAAAGACCUAGAGAAUGCUGUGUGCAUCAUUGCCAGGGUUGUGUCAUCAACAGAUGUUGUUCGGUGGUGCUGUGAAGGAACUUUCAGCAGCUAUGGAUUCUUUGAAUGUUUACAGCAGGUGUGGUUUUGAUGGUCGUGUUGGAUGUUGGAUUGGGAAUGAGAAAGGAAGAUGGAACAAAUUGGCUGCUGCAAGUACAAUGGCACCAAAGAAGAGGAGGUUGAGCAUUUCUCCUCUGGCUUCCUCUGCUCUAGCAGAAACCCAACAUACAUCUAGAGCCGAAUUCUAUCAGGAGGUUCUUAACGAUGCUAGAGAAAAAUUUACCCAGGAGAUAUCUUUCCAAUCCAAAGACAAAGAUAUUUCGUUGGCAAAGGCUUUGCUUUACGUGGCCUCUGAAGACGAGGCAUUUAUGGCUUUCAACCGGGAGAUGGAUGCUCAUUCACUCCAAAAUGAGAGGAGAUCUGCUUCAUUGCCUUCUCAUGCCACCGAUUGGACUUGCGUGGAGGCCAUGCCUCUUGCUGGAAAAAAUCUGAAUGAAUGGAUGGUUGAGUUGGAUGUCAUUGCGAGAGAAGUGGAGGCGGAGCUUGUUUCAAGAGAAAUAGGAUGCGAUUUGGUUGAAGUUUUAGAUGCCGUGAAUAUGGUGCUUUUCAAGUCAAGGGGUUUCAAAAGGUCACCUGUACUUGUGGAUUCAAAGUGUGCAUACCUGCAUUCAGUAUUAAGCUCUGGAUAUUGUAGUGCAAUUUUGCUUAGUGUCAUUUAUAUUGAAGUCUGUCGAAGACUUAAUCUGACCAUUGUGGGAUCCCGAGUUGGGGAAGAUUUUUUGAUAUGGCCUCAAACUGGAAACCCUGAGGAGCUAUUCAAGGUUAUCUCUGGUCAUAGCUUGUUUGGUAUUGUUAAUGGGAAGUGUGUCGAUGACCCUAGAGCAAAGGCUUCUGACAUCAAUAGCAAUUCUUUGCCGGGGCUUGAGUUAGCAACAAACCGAGAUAUUAUUGGAAUUACUUUGGCUAAUUUGAUGAGGCUUCACUGGAAACGUGCUUCAAGAGCAAAUCAUGGUUUGAUGCUGACUUCUCCGCUUAGAUCUGUUGAUCAUGCAGAUGAUAAGUCUAGCAAGACUAAUUGUCUGAAUGUCCCAUUGUUGCGGCCUCAAGAUUUGAGGUUCAAGAUGCUAAAUUGCAACCUUUGGCAUGAGAAAAGGAGAAUUGAGAAUAUUGGACGCAUAUUGUUAUUUUUUUGAUUCUGACAUACUACUAAAAUUCUAACAUUCCACUAAAAUAACCAUUUAAUCAAUCUAUCUUGCUGCGAUAUAACCGAUACUUAUUCCUCCACUUAAGUUUAUAACAAAACGAACUAUAGGGUAAAAGAUUCCUCACUGAUCUAGCUUCAUUAGAAGUCCUUUCUAUUUCUAUAUACUGAUCACAUUGAAAUGACUGGAUACUGCAUUAUGCAGAUUGACUUUCCUUUUUACAUACUUUUAGCCUCUUCGCCCUUUUACUCCUUUACUUUUGUUCCUCUUCAUCUCUCCGACAUUUCUUUUAGAAAUCCAAGAAAGUUACCCUUAUCCUUUUCCCUUUCUGAUCUUAAGGAUUUGAUGCUCUUUUUAGAUGCUAUAGAUACAAAAUAUACCUAUGUUUGGAUGCAUUUAUUAUAUUCGAUAGUUGAGGCCAACUAUUCACGCUUUUUUUGUUUCCACUAAAUCUAUCGGUUCUUCUUACAAAAUCAAGUCAAUUCUUCUACCCAAAUGUCAAAUGUUGUUAAACAGGCAUAUAUGCUUGACUGGUGAUCAAACAUUAAUUACUUGGAAAAGGAAGUAGUAGCCCGGGGGGGGGGGGGGGGGGGUUCACAGAAGUAACUAUGUUUAGAGAGAUCACUUGCUUGAUACUGUGUUGCAUGUGUCCAGCAGCAUUUCUUCUAGUCUAUUACAUCAUAAUGCAUAUCAUUCACUGCCACCAGAAAUGCAUGAUGAUCUUUUUGCAUCUUACAUUCUCUUUUAGGGGAGCAUUUAUUUUUGUUUCUGUUAUCCUGCUUUUUUCAUCUGUUGUGCAUUCUAUUAAGGUCGUAAUAACUUGUACCUGGUAUUUCUUCGUUGUAUAUCAAGUAACAACGUAGUAGGAAUCAAGGCACUUACCAAAUUGUAGUACACACAUGGGACAUAAAGAGUUUUUAUCCUAUCAAACAGGAC